Molecule: messenger RNA, 1386 nt
Organism: Penicillium robsamsonii
Lineage: Eukaryota; Fungi; Ascomycota; Eurotiomycetes; Eurotiales; Aspergillaceae
Product: ATPase P-type K/Mg/Cd/Cu/Zn/Na/Ca/Na/H-transporter
Exons: 1
Coding region: 1-1386 (461 amino acids)
Molecular function (GO): protein binding
Source: RefSeq, a predicted model, not a curated record
AUGGACAGACACCCUCCCUCCCUCGAGUCUCUCCAGAGGGAGGUCAUUGAACUUACAGCCAUAUAUCAUGGCCGAGACUGGACAACCGAAGCAACAGAUCUGGAGUCGGCACUGGAGACAGCGAGGAAUCGGGUAGUCGCAACAGGCGCCGAUUCUGACCCAACGACAAUAAUGCUCGAAGAGUUAACCACCUGUGUGAAAGCAUGGCUACAGGUCAAAUCAUGGAUCGUUGCCGAAGAUCUAGGCCUUCUGGUGCUGAGCUUCUGCGAGAAACGGAAGGGAGAGCGAGACCCAAUGACCAUGACAGCGAUGCACAAUCUCGCUUCGGCGUAUUGGGGCCGAGGGCAGAUGGAUGAGGCUGCUACUCUCUCUGUCCGGGUGACCAGAUUGAGACAGAAUAUUCUCGGCGAGGAGCAUCCCCAGACAUUGACUUCGAUGGCGAAUCUAGCUUCCACGUAUCGGAUUCAAGGGUUUUGGGCUGAUGCUCAGAAACUUGAUGCGAGGAUUGCCGAGAUCAAGAAGAAGAUUAUGGGUCCCAGGCAUCCAUCCACCUUGGGCUCAAUGUCUAAUUUGGCCAUAUCGUAUUCCAAUCUCGGUCGGUAUGAAGAGGCCGAGACAAUUGCGCGCCAACUGGUCGAUAUCGGGGAAAGGGAAUUAUCGCCAACUGACGCCUCACUGUUGAACUGGAAACUUACUCUUGCAUCGACCUACCGAGAUCGGGGAAGGCUGGACUCCGCUGAAAAGAUAGAACUGGAGGUUGUCGCUUCUAGUCAGGACAUAUUUGGGACAAAUAAUCACUUUACUUUGACCUCUAUGGCCAACCUUGCAUCCACAUAUCGCCAACAAGGCCGAUGGUCGGAUGCCGAGCGCCUCGAAAAAGAAGUUGUGGCUAUCAGCGAAACGGUGCUCGGCGAGACACACCCCCAAACGUUGAUGUCCAUCAGCAACCUUGCCUCAACAUAUCGCAAUCAAGGUCGGCUCGAAGAAGCCAAAAGUCUCGGAAAGAAAGCAACAGCUGUGCUAAAAGAGGUCCUCGGGGAUCGUCAUCCACACACACUGGUUGCCAUGGCGGAUCUUGCAGUGACAUAUCAAACGAUGAGGCAAUCACCAGAUGCCGAGAUCCUAGCAGCCCGGUCUCUACGUUUGAUGGAAGAGACGAUAGGCAAGGACCACCCGCACACACUCAGCGCGAUGGCCAACCUGGGCUUUAUAUACCAGUCGCAAAGCAGGUGGGAGAUCGCCGGUGGAAUGGCCGAAACGGUACAUUCUGGCAGGGAAAGGGCAUUUGGAACGGACCACCCAGAUACCGUGGCGGCGCUGGAGGACUUGAGGAGAGUAGCAUGGGUAGAGGCAGCGGACCAAAAUUCACAGCGUACGUUGAAUUAG